AUGAGGGAUGCCAAGACUGCCACAGCACCAGCGAUCCAGAAGUUGAUCGAUGCUGGAGCCGUUAUUGUUGGGAAGAACAAACUAUCCGAGUUUGCGUUUGCUGGGCAGUCCAUCGUUGAUCAUGUGGAUUAUCUGAUGCCUUUCAACCCCCGUGGUGAUGGCUACCAGUCAGCAAGUGAUAGUUCUGGUGGCUCUGCAGUUGCUGCAGCAAGCUAUGCAUGGCUCGAUGCAAGUAUAGGCAGCGAUACGGGAGGAUCGAUACGAGGUCCGGCAAUCGCAAACGGCAUUCACGGCAAUCGGCCAAGCCACGGAGCUGUGUCUUUGGAAGGUGCUAUACCGCUUUCAACUUCGAUGGACACUUGCGGCACACUCGCUCGAGACCCUUCGAUAUGGAACGACAUCAAUAAGGCCCUAUAUAGCGAUUACGCGAAGACCUAUCCGGAAUUCCCAGCACAGAUCCUGAUCAACGAGGUAUCGAGCCCAGAUCCCGGUUUUGGAGCUUGGCAGAACGCAAGCAUGGCGUUGCUUGCGCAGAUUGCUCUUCACAUGAAUGCUACAAUCCACGAACUAUCGAUCGAUAAGUUGUGGAACUCUACGGCGAAUUCAACCUACAUUUUAGCGGACGACACCAAUCAAGUCUAUGGGGCACUCUGCCAGUACGAACAAUGGAACGAGUUUGGCCGCGCAUAUAUCAGCGAAUAUAAGCAGUCACACCGCGGUCAUCUUCCACACGUAGUCCCAGGCACGCUUCACGGCUGGCAAUAUGCUGAUGCCAACAUCACCGCUGAUGAUUUGGCAUAUGCUCAGGACUUCCGGCAAAUGGUCGCAAAUUGGAGCCAAGCUCAUUUCCUUGUACCAGACGAGUACGCCUGCUCAGAAGCGAUCCACAUAUUAAUGCAGCCGCCCAGUCUGAACUACAAGGUCGACGUCAGCCAUGCGACUGAGAACCCAUCGAUCAAAAAGCUUGUUACAUCCAACGUAACGUUCGCCGCAGAAUCGGUGCAGCUAGCUACUUCACUCUGUGCUCUCAACGAAACAGUAGUGCUCCCAAAGACAUUCGGCAUGACUUGUCGACAACUCCUUGACUCGGCAACUUCUAAGGAUGACUCAGACGAUGGAUCCUACACAAGCCCGCACCGACUCGCUUCGAUAGCAGGCUUACCGCACGUCGCAGUCACUCUUGGCUCCAUGGCUCUGGGGUCCGAUGCAGGACAGUAUUCAACGUUCUCAACGUCUUGGAAUGCUUCACAGGAACUUCCGUGGGGGAUGACUAUUAUGGCCGCCAAGGGAUGCGACUUCAUGAUCCAAGAUCUUAUUUCGAGCUUGUAUUUAGCUGGAAUUAUUGCGCCGAUCGAGGCGACGACAGGGUCUUGA
Molecule: messenger RNA, 1374 nt
Organism: Cyphellophora attinorum
Lineage: Eukaryota; Fungi; Ascomycota; Eurotiomycetes; Chaetothyriales; Cyphellophoraceae
Product: Amidase 1
Exons: 2
Coding region: 1-1374 (457 amino acids)
Source: RefSeq, a predicted model, not a curated record